Alternaria ethzedia is the source of this 378-nucleotide messenger RNA. RefSeq lists its product as uncharacterized. The transcript is spliced from 2 exons. The record is from RefSeq and is a predicted model, not a curated record. Bases 1 to 378 code for a protein of 125 amino acids. NCBI's taxonomy places the organism in Eukaryota, Fungi, Ascomycota, Dothideomycetes, Pleosporales, Pleosporaceae.
AUGCACUUCACCCUUCCCGCCAUCACCCUCGCCCUUGCGGCCGCAGUCAGCGCCAGCAACCCCAUCCAAGCCGCCUGGAACGUAACCCGCUCCUACAAGGACGUCAGCCAACAAGUCGUGUCUUUCGAAAUCACCGCCGUCUACGUCGACGAGGAAUACCCCGAUGGUCUCGAGUCAAAGUGCACCUGGGUUGAGAAGGGCAUUGUCUACAACGUCCAGUGCACACCCGACACUUUCUCGCUUGAGCCCCAGCGCGAUGGUCUGACUAUGAAGGUUCACCAGACUAUCGAGAAGCCGAACCAGCAGGUCGUGUAUGGAGAGGGCGAGGUACCCAGGAGUGGGCAUGCUGUUAUUCCUGUUAACGCUCGUGUCGCUUAG